Molecule: messenger RNA, 1962 nt
Organism: Paramacrobiotus metropolitanus
Lineage: Eukaryota; Metazoa; Tardigrada; Eutardigrada; Parachela; Macrobiotidae
Product: trimethyllysine dioxygenase, mitochondrial-like
Exons: 2
Coding region: 303-1694 (463 amino acids)
Biological process (GO): carnitine biosynthetic process
Cellular component (GO): mitochondrion
Molecular function (GO): trimethyllysine dioxygenase activity; iron ion binding
Source: RefSeq, a predicted model, not a curated record
AUCAUAUUAUUUAAUUUACUGUACAAGUGCGCGACAGUACAUAAAUCGUUUCUUCCUUUUAUCAAGAAGUUUUGUUGACCGCUGAUUACCGUUGUCUGUUCGUACAUUAAUAAAGCAUAAACAUUGAGCUGUGAACUGUCUCGAUGCCAGUGCACGGCAGUCAAAUUUCGUUCUGUAUUUGGGGUCGGUGUUUUAGUGUAAUAUUUCCCGACAAAUAAUUUGGUCUGUAUACAAAGUAGUAUUAUUCGGGGUUCCAUCACAGGGUGUCAUAAGCUGCCUAAUCGUUUGUAAUUAAGUACCAAAUGGCCGGCAUUCGCUGCUCAAGUGCAGCGUCGCUCGUCGCCUCCUGGCUGCGGCGAGAAACUUCGUCCAGCUUCAGUCUCUUCAGCCUUGGGAAUGAUAUGUCGCUGCCGAACAUAACUGGGCGCAGUAAAGUGUUCCGGCGAUUUUCCCAAGCACAACUGCAACCCCGGAAAGAGGAGAAAGUGACUACACCGCUUUUGGAAGCGUACGAAUCGAAUCCUAUUCUCGGUUUGCGAAAAAGCCCAGAAUUCGUUCCAGCCAAGUUGCCGGUCAGUCUUCCUUUAUUGUCCAUCUCAUCGGAAGCGGUUACCAUAAAAGAGGAUAGGACGUCCAUAGCGGUGCCUUUACUUUGGCUGCGUGAUAGCUGCACGUGUGAGCAGUGCGUAAACCAAGGCGCAUAUCAGCGCAACAGCUGGACACUGGUUACAGAUGCGCAGAUAAAGCGAGCGGAAGUGAACAACGGCUUCCUGCACGCGGUAUGGACCGAUGGGCACGCUUCGCAUUAUGAUUUAUCAGCAAUCAAAAACCACUUCACCGCUGCACUACCGAAGAAGUCAAGUGACAAGCAGGUUGCCAAAUUCUUAUGGGACCGGCAACGGCUCGGACCAGCUUCCGUUGUUCCUAUUUCUCACGAUGCAGUAUUUACGGAUAGUGGACUGGGUGACCUUUUGACUAAUAUCCAACGUUUUGGUUUCGGGUUGGUCGAUUGUUGCCCACCAACGGAGGCCGCCACCGAAAAACUGGUUAAGCGCGUUGCCCCGCCCAUGCCGACGACCUUUAGUCCGGGCAUGUGGACUUUCACCUCCAAUAUGGAGCGCAACGAUACGGCCUAUUCCAACGUCUAUCUAGCGCCGCACACCGACACCACCUACUUUAGUAACCCCGCGCGUAUUCAAGUUUUUCACUGUCUGGAGCGGGACGGGUGCACUGGCGGUGAGAAUCUUCUGGUUGACGCCUUCCACUGCGCAGAUGUACUGCAACAAACCGAUGCCGCCGCUUAUGAACGUCUGUGUUCCACUGCACAAAAUUGUGUCUACAUGGAGCCAGAUGUGUGCUACAAAUGGACCGAUGUAGUCUUGACCCGUAACACUGACCGGAAGUCGUUGCAACGAGUGCGUUUCAAUAUGUAUGAUCGCUCCACAGCGCCUCCGCUUUGCGCGCCCAGUGAAAUGAAUGCCUUUUAUCGAUCGCUGAGAACAUUUGCGGACCUGACCCAGAGUGCCGUCAAUCAGCACGUUUUGACGCUAACUCCGGGACUCGUCAUAUUUAUUGAUAACUGGCGGGUUCUGCAUGGACGAAAUGCUUUUAACGGGAAGCGCGUGCUGACCGGAUGCUACAUGAGCAAUGAUGAAUUUGAGCAUAACUGUCGUCGAUUUUCUUUGAUCCCAUAAUAGAAUUGUUGAAAUUUUUCUAUGGGUUUUGUUGUAAAUAUAAUACCUUUUUUCUCAUGCAUUGUUAAGCAUACAGAAAUAUAUAACUGUAUUAUGUAAUUAUAAUUUGCGAGAGAACAGACAUGCAGAUUUGUGUUUUAUUCGUCUGAUUUACAAGCAUUUACUUUAGCACAGAAACUCUGUGGCUCAUAAUAUGCCAAAAUUAAAGUUUUGUUAUGCCGCCUUGGUAGUGGGCAUAAAGUGAGUAUUUUUAACAAUUGCAAAAAGA